AUGGAGAAGUCCAACCAACUAGCUGUUGACAACCCUCGACGCCGCAACCGCCGCAUCAACUCCUGCCUCGCAUGUCGUCAACGCAAGCUGAAAUGCAACCGCCAACAGCCCUGUUCUAAUUGCGCCCGAGCCGGCCGGGAAUGCGCUUUCUUGCGGCUGGACUCGCAGCAUAGCGUCCAUAAAAAACUCGCCAUAUUCAAGGAACAAACCGCAUUGCUGGAGAAGUGCCUCGAGCGAGAUACGGAAAUCGCCAAAUCUACCAAACUGGGGCCGGCAUCGCCAGAGGAGGACGAGGAUGAUCUGCUCAUCACCUCACUCGAAUUAGCUUUGUUGGGGAUUCAGGACGCAGCAUACGAUCAUGAGGACGAUGAUGACUCGGAUGAUGAUCUGUAUGACUUGGGGUUCCGAUUUGGGAAAAUGCGCGUGAACGAGCGGGUGGGAGGAUUUUUUCACCCGCAGAUGGCGGAUGAGCUGUCCACAUUUCUGGACGAAAUGGGAAACCCAACUGCACUGCGCACUCCCAACCGGCACAAUCUCAGUGCUGCCGAGAAAGAUCUCUAUUUUGGUCCUGGUCCUUAUUUCAUUCCGCCUCAGUCCGGCCUGUUCUUCAGUCAAUCCUGUUCGGCUUCUUCAAUGACUGAUUGGGCCUCCCAGCGACCUAUGGCGGAUGCACUCCUAAAGCAAUAUUGGGAGGCGGUGCAUCCUAUCGUUCGCAUUGCCCAUCGACCUAGUCUUGAGCGGCGCUACAGGACAUUCUGGGAGGCAAUCGAUACGGGAGGAAGACCACCCGCAUCAUUGCGAGCCCUGAUUUGCUCCAUGCUCUUCAUCGCAGUAGUGAGUAUGUCGACAUCCACGGUCUUGCAUCAAUUUGGAAUUGCGCAGCAGAUCCUUCAGAAUCACUUGCAGUUCAAAACAGAAAAAGCCCUCAAAGAUGCGCGAUUACUCUCGACAACCAGACUGGAGACACUACAGGCCUUUGUUCUAUAUCUGAUUCCCAUGUGCCGCAGCGAGAUUUCCCGGGCGCACUCGGCCCUUGUGGGAAUGGCAGUGCGCUUGGCGGAAUCCCUCGGGUUGCACCGAGAUCCGAAGGAGUCGCAAUACUCGGUAGUUGAGAGUCAUGUCCGUCGGCUAGCAUGGUACCAGGUUUGUUUCCUUGACCUACGAACGGCCGAAGUGCAAGGUCCACGGGUGGCCAUACAGCCGGAAGACUUUUCGGUCGAGUUACCAGUCAAUCUGGAUGAUGAGCAGAUAGCAGCCGGGGUGGAGAGUGAUCCGCUGGUGUGGACAGAUAUGACCUAUACACGCAUUCGGUUUGAGUGUCAGGAAAUGCAGCGGAAGUGUCUUCUAGCGCGACUCCAGUUGGAACAAAAAAAGCUGCCCCUGUCCCAGGCCCUGCGACAGAUCGACACCUUCCGCCAACACAUGGAGUUCCAGUACGGCCCGAUCUUCAGCCAGACCGAGCUAACACCAUUACAGAUAGCAGCUAAGCAUUUGAUGACUCUCUUGAUCAACCGUCUCUACACGGCUGUUCUCCACCAGUUCUACCGGGCAGUGAUCGUACAGCCCCCGCUCCGGCUGCGGCAGCUAGUCGUGAGCACGGGAAUACAACAAUUGGAGAGCUCCAUAGCGUUGGAAACCAUGCCUCAGCUGCAGUUGUGGGCCUGGUACAGCCAGGCCUACCACCAGUACCAUGUCUCGAUGCUGCUAUUAUUAGAGGUGUAUUUGCGGCCCACGAGUCCGGGGGCAGAUAGAAUCUGGCCGUGCCUCGAUUACGUUUACGAAACCACAACCGUGGCAGAUUUGGAGGAGAACCGUAAUCUGACCAGUCAGAAUCGCAAAGCUUGGGUUAUUCUGACAGCACUGCGUGAUCGCAUUGAUGUAUACCGGCGUAUGAGACGCGCUCGCGUGCCGGUCCCGAGCACUAGGGUCAUACGGCAGCCCGUUUCCUCUUUCGAAUUCAAACAGCCAGAAAGCACAAGUCUGGAGAACAACCUGCCAGAAUGUGGACCGCGGACUGGUAUUGUUGGUCAUUCCCUAUUCCAUGGGGGGAUGGAGCAGACAGACCUCACUGAGGAAGACGGAGUAUCUUUGAUCAAUAUUGAUUUACCCGAGAAUAAUAUAUUAUCGUCUUUUGUGGAUUUUGACUGGUCAGAGUGGGACACCCUUCAUCAUAAUGCCAUGGAUGGUACAUUCUAA
Aspergillus clavatus NRRL 1 is the source of this 2196-nucleotide messenger RNA. Its product is annotated as Zn(II)2Cys6 transcription factor. The coding region runs from base 1 to 2196 and encodes 731 amino acids. Gene Ontology annotation, molecular function: DNA-binding transcription factor activity, RNA polymerase II-specific; zinc ion binding; DNA binding. Gene Ontology annotation, biological process: DNA-templated transcription; regulation of DNA-templated transcription. The transcript has 5 exons. The record is from RefSeq and is a predicted model, not a curated record. NCBI's taxonomy places the organism in Eukaryota, Fungi, Ascomycota, Eurotiomycetes, Eurotiales, Aspergillaceae.